Messenger RNA from Triplophysa dalaica, 4230 nucleotides. It is a transcript of the gene mtf1, whose product is annotated as metal-regulatory transcription factor 1. NCBI's taxonomy places the organism in Eukaryota, Metazoa, Chordata, Actinopteri, Cypriniformes, Nemacheilidae. The record is from RefSeq and is a predicted model, not a curated record. Gene Ontology annotation, cellular component: nucleus. Gene Ontology annotation, biological process: regulation of transcription by RNA polymerase II.
AGUGUAGCGCGCAGAACACUGAUCUGGAGUCAGUGCUGUCGUCCAUGAUGGCGCCGCUGGGCAGCGAUGAAGACUCACCAUUACAAAGGACCCUGUCAUCUUUAUAACACCGACAGACACAAGCACAUGAACCGAUGACAGGAGCUUCGCUACACAGCCGAAAGAAUAGCAAGCGUGUGGACACAACCCCAGGACCAAGGUCGUCCGUCAGGAUCAUGGAAGAGCAUGACCCUCUCACAGAGGCAGUCAUGCUCUUUGAAGACGAGGAAGAGGACAGACUGAGCGGAGAGGAGGAAGACGAGGAUAAGAUCGCUCAUUUCGACAAAGAUGACGGCAUAAUAUCUGGCCCCUCGUCCUCCACCGGUAGGGUGUAUGAUCGCACCACCGUGCUCAUUGAGCAGGACCCCAUCCGUCUGGAUGAGGACGGCGAGGAGGACGAGAUGGGUUUUCUGCAGGACGGAGAGGGUGAGGGGGACGAGGGGUCCCUGGCUUACAUGGCUGACCCGGACGGCAUGUCACAGGGCUACAUUCAUCACACCAUCUCACAGGACCAGAUCCAGUUCAUUAUCAACCCCGGCUCCACCCCUAUGCCCCGAAACAUCGAGGGGGCCACGCUGACGCUACACUCCCAGUGCCCGGAGACCAAGCUGAGAGAGGUGAAGCGUUAUCAGUGCAUGUUCGAGGGCUGCACGCGCACCUACAGCACAGCAGGAAACCUGCGCACGCAUCAGAAGACGCACCGCGGUGAAUACACCUUUGUGUGCAACCAGCAGGGCUGCGGCAAAGCCUUUCUCACCUCAUACAGCCUGAAGAUCCACGUCCGUGUCCACACGAAAGAGAAACCCUUCGAGUGUGACGUUCAGGGCUGCGAGAAAGCCUUCAACACACUGUACAGACUGAAAGCACACCAGAGGCUCCACACUGGCAAGACGUUUAACUGUGAAUCAGAGGGAUGCACCAAAUACUUCACCACGCUCAGUGACCUGAGGAAACACAUCCGCACGCACACGGGAGAAAAGCCCUUCCGAUGUGACCAUGAUGGCUGUGGUAAAGCUUUCGCUGCUAGUCAUCACCUGAAGACUCAUGUGCGGACACACACCGGAGAGAAGCCAUUUCUCUGUACGAGCGAUGGCUGUGAGAAGACGUUCAGCUCUCCGUACAGCCUGAAGAGUCACAUUCGUGGUCAUGAUAAAGGUCCAGGAUUCACAGUGAGCGGCUCUCAUCCGCUCUCUGAGGACGCCAGUCAUUCGCUGUGCCUCAGUGAUCUGAGCCUCAUCUCCACAGACUCUGAACUCCAGGACACCCACAGCUCGCAGGGUUUGGAUCUGAACAGCGUCACUCCAAUAAGGAUCUUUGAGCUGAUGUUCCAGAGUCCUGAAAACAGCCAAGAUGACCCUAAAACCAGCGAUAACCUCGUGGAGUCUUUUGGUCUCGAGUCAUCCCCUCAGUCAGCCGUCUCGGACGCCUGCACACUUCCUCAGUCUACUUCAUCAACCUCAUCCUGUUCCAUCCCAGCUCCUCUUUUAGAGGCUCAAGCUCCGCCCACGACAUGCCCCUCUGUGCCGGCCCCUCCCACUGCUGCCAGCGGACCAUUAUUGACCACGCCUUUCCCCUCUGCCCAACCCACUUCAUCACACUCACCAGAAGUGCCCACCCCAUUGAUACCUUCAGUGGGCCAGCACUACACGGCUCAGAAGCCGGCUGUACCGGUGGCGACGACGGAGGCGGCACCUUUGCCUCCUGCCCCUCCCACCAUAACCCUCUCGCCCACUCUCGGCCUGCAGCAAAACAUCGUCAUGUCCGAUCACAACCUGCAGUGGAUCCUCAGCACUGCCCGAGGCACACAGCAAAAUCCUGAUCAACAGGGCUCAAAAGUGGAGAAGGUCUUUUUUACGACAGCCAUACCGGUCGGUGGACAUCCUGGGAGCGCGGUGCAGCAGAUCGGUCUGAGUCUACCGGUUAUCAUCAUAAAGCAGGAGGAGUCGUGUCAGUGUCAUUGUGCCUGCAGAGACUUGGCUAAAGACAGGAGCGCAUCACCUCCUCCUCCACCUCCUCCUCCACCACCACCACCAACCCUCCCUCAGACUCCUCCCUUGUGCUGCCCGUUAACGAAGGAGCCCAUCGAAGCCUCCGCGCCGGCGACAGCCAACCCCCCCACCGACGGCAUAGAUGUGUCAGACCUGCUCAGUCCGGUAACAACCCAAAACAUUGAGGUGCUGCUGAUGGUGGCCGACGAGCUCUCCAACAGCGCCACCCAGAGUACUCCGAGCUAGAACCCGCUGUGUACGGAUGGGUAGCUCGGUCAUCCGUGUAUGUGUGUGUGUGUUCUGGUGCACUUUUAAAGCGAGGGCAGUCAGAUGAAAAGAGGCUUCUACACUGGCAGCAUUGAGCCUCAGGAGAGUUCGACGAGCCCUUGUGCGGUGUGGAGGUGUUCAAAGGUUUUUGAAGGAUUGCAGAUGUGCACAGGAGAUGAUUGAUCAUCCAAAACAAACCCUACUUGAGUUUAUAACUUGAAACCCGUGAGAUUGAUGUGAGAAUGUUCUGCACAUGUGUCUAUCUGAGACUUCAUCGCCGCACAUUCAUCUGUUUUAUGACGUGUAAUUUAUUAGGAAGGCUGCAGUCAUUGACUUGUGGUGAAGGUUUUUGAAGUUCGUUGACCCACUUGCCUUUUAAAUGUAAUUCUGAGGUUUGUUUGGCUGCCUAUAACUUAGUAUUUAAUUUUUUAUAUGUUAAUUUAUUGAAAGACGUAAUCGUUAGAUAAAUGUUGCUCCCCCGUCACUAAAUGUCGAACACUUAUUUUCUCUCCUGACUCCAGUUUAUAUUCUUUAAGUGAAGCCAGAAAAGAACAUGCCCAAAUGGUUUAUAUUUUACUCCUAAAGCCAGACUUGGAUUUGGAAUUGUGACGUGAUGUUUGGGAUUUUUCAAGCACGUUUACCCUCUUCCUGCCCCCUGGUUUUGAAAUGAUGUACUGAAUUUAGAUUUAGAUUUUGAGGAUGAUGGGCAGUUUUUGCAUUCUGGUCCUGGAGAAUUGGGGCACCACAGAGGAUCAGCGUGCUUGAUGGUCCCGUCACACUCCACAGCCAAUCACUGACAUCUUCCUCUGAGCUCGUGGUUUCUCAUUGGUUGUUACAAAUCGGUAUAUUCCUGCACUUUUUUUCUUUGGUUUUAAACCGGCGUGAGUGUGGAUGCAAGUCGCUCAGGGAUACAGAGCAGUGCUUUAUUAUCAUGUUGUGUGUCAGCUGCGUUCAUUGGUUCCUGCUUGACGUGCAUUACCCAGCCACGCUUCAGCCGAACCGUUGAAUGACGCGUCACCUCAGUCACCUGCCACUGCUGUACAGAGGUUUUAAAGAGCGGGACAUCGUGUAAAUAAUGGCUUUGAAUUGUGACAUGUCUUAAGCCUUUAGAUUGUAUUUGAAUUUGUAUUUUUGUACAGAAAGAUGAGAAAUCAGAGAUUGACGCCCGUGCAUCUCAUGCACUUCUGCUUCUUCACAUGUAUGUCAUUUCCCACAUAGAAACACAGACAGACUGUUCACGUUAGACAAAACUUGCCUUACCCGGUAUUACCUGGGUUCUUUCAUGUCAACAAUAAUAUGUGACUUUCCACAUGUCAUGAAACCUGACGUCUCUCCUUGUCGGACAUUUGGCCUUAUGUGCCGUGCCAAAAACGAAUCCUUUUUUUAUUUACGGUACGUAAUGUCAGUAGGUCAUCGUGCAUCAAAACGUUUGGCUUUACAAUGACAGCAGAAUUGAAUAUAGUCCACUGCGAGUGUUCAUAUGCGGGUGCUGUGUGUGUACCUGAACAAAUGAACACUUCCUCUAUAAUGGAUCGUUAAUGAUGAAACUUUACAAGGAAAUGAUUGAAGAUUUACCCAAAAUUCACUUUAAGGAAAAUAUGUAACUAUGCAACAUCAUGGAACAUUGAAUACAGACAAGAGAACGAAGCACUAAACGCUGGACCUCCCUCCUCACAUGUUCUCACUUGUCAAUGCUCCUUUUUAACCAUAUGCAAGUCAUCACUAGAAAAAAAAGAUGAGUGUCUACAAGCCUGUUUUUGUUGCCAUCAUAAUGUUGCACACACGGUUUUGUUGCUUCGUAUCAUUUUACGAUGUGAAUCUGGGCAUUGCAAUGUUCUUUAUUUUCAUCCCUGUUCAACUUCUGCUUCUGUAGGUUGUACUUCACGGCACCCAUUAACACUUUUGGAUUUAUUGUAUAACACUCAGUUUUUAUUUU